Molecule: messenger RNA, 2458 nt
Organism: Danio aesculapii
Lineage: Eukaryota; Metazoa; Chordata; Actinopteri; Cypriniformes; Danionidae
Exons: 4
Coding region: 182-793 (203 amino acids)
Source: RefSeq, a predicted model, not a curated record
GAGACAUGGAUCAGGCACUGGAAAGGCUGGAAUUUAGUAUGAGGAAGUGUGACUUGUCAAGUCCAUGUAGGAUCAGUGUGUUGCUGCCGGUAAAGACAAGAUGAUGACAGAUGAACUAGGAUCCUAUAUCUGAGAUCAAAGUUCUCCUCUUUUCAUCAUUACAGACUCUGGAUGAAGAGCGAUGGCUCCAUCGGAGGAGGGUCUGAUCACCUGGUUAUCAAGCUUUUCUUCCUCCCUUCAGAUCAGCAUUGUGUCAGCCCUCUUCAUCAUCAUUUAUGUCACACUCCACAGCCUUUGUGCAAGCUGUUACAAUUUGUCCGAUAGUGAACCCUCCAGGCAUUUGGAUAGGAGAGAUAAUACAAAUAUCCCAUCGGCAGUUCCUCAAAACAUAGCUUUGCCGCAGAGUGCCGAAUGCAUGCCAUCUGCCACAGAUCGAGCUGAUCAUACAUUACCCAUCCUGGAGGCUGAACUGAAUGAGGAAAAUCCUUAUGAAUGCAUCAGUGAGCCUCCAUUACAGCCUGACAACGCUGAAGAGCAGAAUAAGAGCCCUUCCCCAGCAAUGACAAAGCCUGAUGAUAAUCACUCCAUCUCAGCCUUCAGCAGACCAGUAAACAAGCCUCUCACUUCAGCUGACAGCCAGAGACACUCACAGCCCAGUGCUGUUUACGCCUCAGUCAACUGGAAAACCAAAAGCCAGAAGAGCAUUACACCUCGGUGUUAUGCAGAUACUGAGCUCGAUAUGAGGGAAACUGUUAGGGAGGCUCUUCCUCCCAUUCCAGACAAACAUUUCUAGUUUUAAUAGAUUAAUUUGAAAUUAAAUUUUUUAAGAUACACAUUUUGCAUAAAGACAUACACAAAUAAUGUAUUUAAUGCUUAUCUGAAACAUUUGGAAUAAUAAAUAUAUCUGUUCCAACAAGACCCAACGAUGUAAAACUGUUUAAAGGAAGCCAAGCGUGUCUGGGUUAUUGUAGGUCAGCGUGAGUCACAUGACAUGAUGCCUCGAGCCAAUACCCAGACUGGAUUGAGAGACUGAAACCCAACAUGCUUGUGCUGUCCAGACGACCUAAAAUCCCCUUUUGGAGGAUGAAGUCCGUCCGCCACGGCUGCCGACAGAAGAAAGCUUAUAAUCCCCAGACAUCAUUACAUGAUGAGCGGUUUCUUCUAAAUCUCUGUUUGCAAAUAGACAAAGCUGAAUAUUUAGCAAAUGGAGCAAACAAUGUAGGUGAAAGGUGAUACACCAGUGCAAACUGCAGAUCGCUGACUAAACUGCACUUUUCACUGUACAUGACAAGUGUUAUGCAUUCAUUCUGCAGUGCAUACUUUUUGUUGUCAUAUAUUUAUUGUUUGUUUAUGAAUUUGGACUGAUUUAAGAUAAAUGCUGAUAGGGGAGAGCGGGCACACAGUAACACUUUUUAGUUUUGGUCAGAUAAUAAACAAAGUAUUGGGGUUAGACAAACCAUUAGUUUUUUACCAACAAAGCACAAGCCUCUCCUACAAAUGAGCAUUGAAAGUAUGAUCGCCGGACCUAUGGUUUCUGUGCAGUAUUGCCAAAAGUGCCAGGAGUAAAAAUGUUACAAUUUACCCCACCUGCGGGGCAAGUUGUAACAGACAGGGGGUUAGUUGUAACACAUGCUUAAAAAGGCAGAUUACACACAGUUAAUUUAUAUUUAGUUUAUUUUAAAUAUUAGCUAUAUUUUCUCUGUUCCUAGCUCAAUUUAUUGUUUAUUCUACAUAACACAGUAUGUUUAUUUAUCUAUUGGAUAAACGCAUUUGGAUUUAUUUGGAUUGUUAUCCAUUAUUAUACAAUGCAUUUAUUUUUGUAGUAUUAGCAAUAAAAAUAUUUUUUGUCAAUCAAAAAAAAAAACAAUUCUAUUUAAAAUCAUUUUAUUUAAAAAGUUCUCAACAUUACACUCAAAAUUAAAAAAUAUUGUGUUAGUUUAAUUGGUGUUCAACAAUGUGUGGCUUAAUUGUAACACCCUGUUACAACUAACCCUGCUGUUUUCUUCAAAACAGGCUGGCAGUCAGUCACUGUGUUUUUUUACAUCUUUCAAAAUGGUUUCAUCUUUUAGCAUAGAAGAUGGUGAUCACAACAAUAUAAGAUUUCACAUUCAUACUUUCACAGAUUUUUUUAAAAUAAAAAAUAUUGGACUAUAAUAAAAAAUACUUUUAUGCUGCAAAAAUGGUUUCUCCUGUGUUUCUCAUCUGAAUUCUGCCGAACUUUUUUAAUAAAUGACAGGAAGACGUCUGCCAACACUGUGGUGAAAACCUCUGAAGCGUGCCACGGUUAACCCCGAGCAAAUACCUUAAAAUUCUGUGUUACAUUUAACCCCGCGUUACUUUGUGCCCCGCGCUCCCCUAUUUGUAAAUAUAAUUUUCUAUUUAAUUCAUAAAGUUCAUCUAUCUAUCUAUCUAUCUAUCUAUCUAUCUAUCUAUCUAUCUAUCUAUCUAUCUAUCUAUC